GUUGCUGAUGGCUCGGCUCAUGUUGGGUCUGGAGCCCUGUCGAGACUUCCAGGUUGUUUGCCCAGAAAAUGUCACCUACUACGAUAAGACGGUCCAUCCGCUAGCCAACACUGUUUGGAAUAACAAGCCUGACUCCCUAGCGCUGAUAGCAGAGGAGAUCCACAGAAUCGCAGCUCGCGGCGACAAAGUGGACUUCUACACCAUUGCCCCUGGAAGAGGCCAGAUUGCCGACGUGCUUUCCACCAUUGAGACAAGAUACCCAGACAGCUUUGCAGCCCUGUGCCAAAGUACCCAUGUGGUGAUGUACACCGGCUCCUUCAACACUUCAGGGUGUGAGCCCCGCGACCUUGAGUACCUUUGCAAGCUCUCCGCGUCCCAACCUCUCGUUGACAUCUCCAAGUUCGUUUUCUUCGGCCGAGCCGAUGCUGAUCCAGUCACGGCCAGCGCCGACAGCUUCGCAGCGGAAACGCUGGCGCCGGCGCUUUCGAAAAAAUCUCGGCUCCUGGCCGCUGCUGUGGUGGUCUUCGCAGAGGAGUUCCAGGGCAACUUGAUCUUGCCUGACAAGCCGUUCCUCUUCCGAGGCUCCACACUCACAGACGAAGAGCAGCAUCGUUUCAAAACAACCAUUGCUCCAUUGGCCAGCGUCAGCCUGCAGAAGUACUCAGAAAGCCUAAUGAACGAUGCAGAGCUCUUCAAGAAGGUGGCAGGAUAUAAGCAGAGCACAGUGAAGGCCUUUGCGCUUGGGACCUGCGAUGCUCCGCUUUGCGAUGAAGUCUGCUUCCUUUUCGAGUGGUGCUUGGAAAACCGCAAAGACUCCAUGUUGGAUGCGACAGGGGAGGGAGGAAAGUGGUGGAUUGACUCCACGAAUGGCUUCUCAGGCAUUGCGACGGAGUCCAGCCCGGCACCAGAGCGAGCUCGACUCCUUGGUGUGCAAGCCCUCCAGCCAAGCAUGAAGGAGCCCAAGGAUCAGGCUCUUCUGCAGAAGAUGCGGGAGAUUUUAGAGGAGUAUGUGAUUCGACACAUGGACAGCUUCACGGAGAACGGGUCCUGA
Symbiodinium pilosum is the source of this 1051-nucleotide messenger RNA. The record is from the annotation of a GenBank genome assembly. Lineage: Eukaryota; Dinophyceae; Suessiales; Symbiodiniaceae.